AUGUCUUCUGUCUAUCUCCAAUUCAUCUUCAAUUUAUCUUGUCUCUUCAAUCCAUCUUGUUUCUUCUAUUCAUCUUCAACCUAUCCUGUCUCUUCAAUUCAUCUCCACUCUAUCUUCUGUCUCUUCAUUCAUCUCCAAUCCAUCUUCUGUCUACUCCAAUCCACCUUCUGUCUAUCUUCAAUUCAUCUCCAACCUAUCCUCUGUCUCUUCAAUCCAUCUCCAAUCCACCUUCUGUCUAUCUUCAAUCCAUCUCUAACCUAUCCUCUGUCUCUUCAGUCCAUCUCCAAUCCAUCUUCUGUCUACUCCAAUCCACCUUCUGUCUAUCUUCAAUCCAUCUCUAACCUAUCCUCUGUCUCUUCAAUCCAUCUCCAACCUAUCCUCUGUCUCUUCAAUCCAUCUCCAAUCCAUCUUCUGUCUACUCCAAUCCAUCUUCUGUCUACCUCCAAUCCAUCUCUAACCUAUCCUCUGUCUCUUCAUCCAUCUUCUGUCUACUCCAAUCCAUCUUCUGUCUACCUCCAAUCCAUCUCUAACCUAUCCUCUGUCUCUUCAUCCAUCUUCUGUCUACUCCAAUCCAUCUUCUGUCUACUCCAAUCCACCUUCUGUCUACCUCCAAUCCAUCUCCAACCUAUCCUCUCUCACCCUCAACAAAUAAACAAAAAAAUAACACAACUCGCAAGCUUCCAAUGGGGUCCUUCAGCAGCUCCCAAAAGGAUACAAAAAAUAUACAUAUACGCGUCAAUACACAUGCCUGUUGACUAUGCUUCCACUAGAUAUAUAUAUAUGUAUACAUACGUUAUGAUUUACAAGGGCAUAUAUUAUAAUAAGUCAUGUAUUGUAUGUCUAUCAAUAUACACAGCUAUAAUGUAUAUGUAUGAAUGUUUACCUAUAGCUGCCUUGCUCCCAAAAUACUCAACACCUGGGCGAUUGGUUAAUUAACACCUGGGUUCGCUUUUGUUUGCUUGCUUGUUUGUUUGUUUUAGUUGGAAGUUGAUUUGAGUUUGGUAAUUUGUUGACUGUAUUGAAAUUGGUAAAGAAAAAGACGUGUGAUUGAAGGAGAAAAUGAAUGGAAAAUAGUUAUAAAUAAGGCAGAGAGAGAGAGAGAGAGAGAGAGAGAGAGAGAGAGAGAGAGAGAGAGAGAGAGAGAGAGAGAGAGAGAGAGAGAGAGUAGAAUAAUAAGUUGAAAUAGAGAAAAGAAUUAAAGGAUGGAAGGAAAAAGAUGAUUAUUGAUGAGAGAGAGAGAGAGAGAGAGAGAGAGAGAGAGAGAGAGAGAGAGAGAGAGAGAGAGAGAGAGAGAAUAUGUAUGAAGAGGAAGAAGAGUAAAGAAAAUAAAAAAAAAGGAAGGAAGUUAUGAAGGAGAAGAGAUGACACUUAAUAAAUAUAAAUAACAAAAUAAACACCACAAUAAAAGCAGUUAAAAGUACUAAAUGAAAACAGAAACAGUGAAGAUAAACGAGACUAAAAACGAAUAUAGGAAGAACAUAACACUAAAUUAGAUAACAGAAGAGAAAGUAAACAAUAGCCUAUUACGUAACUUUAGAAGAAUAAGGAAAGGGAGAAAAAACGGUGGAAAUGAGUUAAAGAGACCAGUGAUAAAAAGACUUAAAAGAUAUAUAUGACAGCGAAUAAUUAGAGCAUUUGGCUUUGGCUAUAGACGGAAAAAUCUCGAAUAUUCCAGAAAUUUAUAUGAAAGACUGGAAAUUAUGGGGUCAGAGAGAGAGAGAGAGAGAGAGAGAGAGAGAGAGAGAGAGAGAGAGAGAGAGAGAGAGAGA
Molecule: messenger RNA, 1769 nt
Organism: Eriocheir sinensis (Chinese mitten crab)
Lineage: Eukaryota; Metazoa; Arthropoda; Malacostraca; Decapoda; Varunidae
Exons: 2
Coding region: 1-936 (311 amino acids)
Source: RefSeq, a predicted model, not a curated record